AUGUCUUCCGACACCCCCACCGAUAUCUUCAAGGCCCUGCCUCUGCCCAGCAUCGAAAGACCCUUCGGCAUACACCUAUGGCCCAUCUUCGACAAGGCCUUCAAUGCCGUCGCAGGAUUCCACCCGCAGGAUUUCGACUUCCAGCCCCGAGUUACGCCCAUGUCGACGUUGAAGGAGAGUGGUUUGGCCAUUUUGAUCUACUACGUGGUUAUUUUUGGAGGGAGGGAGCUGAUGCGCAACCGCCCGGCCUUCAAGCUGAACGCCCUCUUCAUGAUCCAUAACUUCUACCUCACCAGCAUCAGCGCCAUCUUACUGGCUCUAUUCGUUGAGCAAUUGGUCCCGACUCUCUACAACCAUGGCCUCUUCUACACCAUCUGCGACCACAAGGGUGGAUGGACCAACGAAUUGGUCAUUCUCUACUACCUCAACUAUCUUACGAAGUACCUCGAGCUGAUCGACACCGUGUUUUUGGUCCUGAAGAAGAAGCCAUUGACUUUCCUCCACUGCUACCACCACGGCGCAACGGCCCUUCUUUGCUACACCCAAUUGAUUGGCUUGACCUCGGUAUCAUGGACUGUCAUCUCCUUGAACCUGUUGGUGCACGUCGUAAUGUACUGGUACUACUUCCAGAGCGCGCGUGGCAUCAGGAUCUGGUGGAAGGAGUGGAUCACCCGUCUCCAGAUCACCCAAUUCGUCAUUGCUCUCGGCUUCGUCUACUUCGCGUCUUACACCUACUUCACCUCCACCUACUUUCCAUCGAUGCCGAAUGCGGGGAAGUGUGCCGGAGAGGAGUUUGCCGCCUUCUCAGGCAUCGCAGUCAUCAGCUCGUAUCUGGUCCUCUUCAUCUCCUUCUACCUGGCCACCUACAAGAAGGACGGACAGCGACCCACCGGCCGCAAAGCAGCGCGCUCCCUCAAAGACGCCGAGAUCCCAGACGUAUCUGCGCUCACCAACGGCAAGAUCCACCCCCCUAGCAACGGCCACGCCAAGUCAUCUGGCGCAAGCCCCAAUGGGCGCACCACCCGAUCGCGCAAGGCAUAG
Molecule: messenger RNA, 1041 nt
Organism: Drepanopeziza brunnea f. sp. 'multigermtubi' MB_m1
Lineage: Eukaryota; Fungi; Ascomycota; Leotiomycetes; Helotiales; Drepanopezizaceae
Biological process (GO): fatty acid elongation, saturated fatty acid; sphingolipid biosynthetic process; fatty acid elongation, monounsaturated fatty acid
Cellular component (GO): endoplasmic reticulum membrane
Molecular function (GO): fatty acid elongase activity
Source: RefSeq, a predicted model, not a curated record